UUAAUGACCCCCCAAUCAUGGUCACCAAAUCAUCCUUAAGGACCACUAAGCUCACUAUUGAUUCUUUAAAUAUCUAGUCUCUAAUGAUAAUUUUUGGAACCCGGCAUUAAUACCUAUACUAGUUAAUCAAAGACACCGAGUGAUCAAUAUUUGGUUGGCACUAUUGGCAAAUGUUCCUUUUAGUUUUUGUAUAACACAAAAAAAAAUUUUUAAAGAACAUGUCUAGAUGCAAAUCUAAAGGCUUAAAAUAAAAUAAACUAAUAACUUAUUUAGUUACUAAUUAUACAAUUAUAUGCGGGGAACCCCAGAUAUAUAUGAAUGAAAAGUUAAUUAAUUUAUUGCAGAUGCAUUGAUAAUUUACGUCUGCAAUAAUAAAUUUAGGGUAGAUUUUAAUGUACUAAAAAACUUAAAUAUACGUAUGCAGCUAUUCUCUAUAAAAAUAUGCCCAAUAUAAUAAUAUACAUUAAAUCUGUUAAAACCAUAAAACAUUUUUGCACUUGAUAUGCACCACUAGUACUACUGUAUACACAGUAUAUUUUAUUUUGUUUUGUAUUCAUGCAAACUGCUUCACUAUUAUAUGAGAUUUUUCGUUCUAAUAUAGUAAUAUCAAACGGGUUACUGGUAGCCGGUAGGCGGUAGGUAUCUAAAUGUAACGUCUACUAUUAUACUAUUUAGCUAUAGUGUUUUCUAGUUCUCUAAUCAGUCUUCUGAAUCGAUGGGUCGGUCGUGAAAAAAAGUAGAUAAUAUGUUAUAGUAAACGAUACAAAUUAAAAAAUUAAAUAAAAAUCUAGAUUAUUAAUCAUUUGUCUACGGUUUCAAUAAUUCUCUAUUGUUCCGGAAGGCUUUCUCCGUUGAUUCGUUACUAUUCAACAACCGUCCCUAAUCAGCCUAACCGUAGCCUCAUCCAACUCGACCUUAGUACCUUACGAACUACGAAGGAAGAAGUUGAAACAUUAUAUUCUUAACUAUUUACUGGUUAAUAUGUGCGAGUGAGUGCAGAGCGUAUGAGUGUGUGUGCAUUUGUUGUGCCACGUGAUGCGGUGGACGUACAUUGACAUUGUAAUGGUAUAUUGACUGUUGCCGAUGAGUGUCGACUAGACUAUAAAUUAGUUUUUGAUACAACCGACGACAUCAUUACCGAGAGGACUGUCAGUGGAAACACAAUCAAAUUAUAUAAUACACGCUAUUAUACACUGAACCGCCGAAUAUUAUUUCAAACACAUCUAGAUAUAAUAAUUACCUACUAUGAUGCUGCAUGGAACGUUUUCAUUUUUAAUAUUGACGAUUUUGAGCUCGACAUCGACCCUAGAUUGUGCUAAAGUCGUCUGCUACUUCAGCAAUUGGGCUAUUUAUCGACCGGGAAUUGGAAAAUAUACCAUAGACGAUAUACCGAUCAAUGAUUGCACCCAUGUUAUUUAUUCUUUUGUCGGGGUAGACAACACGACUUGGAGCAUAAGUGUUCUCGAUCCUGAAAUCGAUGUAGAUAGAAAUGGUUUCAAGAAUUUCACAGAUCUUCGAGCAAUGAACCCAGACAUUAAGUUUAUGGUAGCUCUUGGUGGUUGGGCAGAGGGAGGCAAGAAAUAUUCUACAUUAGUGUCUUCUUCAGAGAAAAGAGCAACAUUCAUCAAAAGUGUAGUUGAAUUUCUUAAGAAGUACAAGUUUGAUGGCUUAGACCUCGAUUGGGAAUAUCCCGGCGCAGUUGACCGUGAAGGAGCUUAUUUAGAUCGCAAUAAUUUUUAUUAUUUUGUACAAGAACUAAGAGCUGAAUUUCAAAAUCAAAAUACUUCAUGGCAAUUAACUAUGGCAGUGCCAUUAGCAAAAUUCCGAUUGAUGGAAGGUUAUUACGUUCCGGGUCUAUGCCGUUUAACCGAUGCUGUUCACGUAAUGGCUUACGAUUUACGAGGAAAUUGGGCUGGGUUUGCGGAUGUCCACAGUCCAUUGUUUAAAAGACCUUCUGAUCAGUACGCAUAUGAAAAACUAAAUGUUGCCGAUGGAAUGCAAUUGUGGGUGGAUCUUGGUUGUCCACCAAAUAAAUUAGUUAUGGGUGUGCCGUUCUACGGCCGAUCGUUUACAUUGAGUGCUAGUAAUAAAAAUUACAAUAUUGGCACGUACAUCAAUAAAGAAGCAGGAGGUGGCGAAGCUGGAAAAUACACUCAAGCUGUCGGAUUUUUGGCUUAUUAUGAGAUAUGUGAAUACUUACAAGAGGAAGACAGUGGUUGGACUCAAAUGUGGGAUCCAAUUGGCAUGUGCCCGUAUACAUAUAAAGGUACACAGUGGAUUGGUUAUGAUAAUGUCACAAGUUUAUCAUUAAAGAUGGAACAUAUCAAAAACAAAGGCUACGGUGGUGCAAUGACUUGGGCUGUAGAUAUGGACGAUUUUAAUGGCAUUUGUGGUCCCAAAAAUCCUCUCAUUCGAGUUUUGCGAGAUGCUAUGGAAACAUACACCCCUCCAGUUGUACAGCUAACUACUACUCCUACGCCCGAGUGGUUAGUGCCUCCAGAAAUAACUACUCAAAAUAAGAAAUACAGCACCAUGCAAGUCCCUACUGACCCUACAUCUGUAUCAGUUGAGGAACCUACAACUGUAUCAGUUAAAGAACCUGCAACUGUAACAGUUAAAGAAACUAAUAAAGUUGUAAAAACGUAUGGUCACAAAACAACAGGAUGCAAACAAGGAGAGUAUUCGCCUAGUAAUUACUGUCAUAAAUAUUUCAUGUGUGAUCAUGGGAAAUUGAUGCCUUUCCUUUGUCAACCCGGCACUGUUUGGAAUCAAGAGGAAUUGGUGUGCGAUUGGCCUUCCCGAGCUGCCGAGUCAGAUUGUAUAAAAGUUUAACUUAUAAAAUAUAACAUUCGGAAAUAGAAUUACAAGAAAAUUAUAUGUUAACAAAAAUGUAACAAUAGUAAAUUUGCAUUAAAAGGAAGUUACAUUGUCCGCA
Molecule: messenger RNA, 2935 nt
Organism: Myzus persicae (green peach aphid)
Lineage: Eukaryota; Metazoa; Arthropoda; Insecta; Hemiptera; Aphididae
Product: endochitinase
Exons: 9
Coding region: 1246-2832 (528 amino acids)
Biological process (GO): carbohydrate metabolic process; chitin catabolic process
Cellular component (GO): extracellular region
Molecular function (GO): chitinase activity; chitin binding
Source: RefSeq, a predicted model, not a curated record